This is a messenger RNA of Lactuca saligna, 3594 nucleotides long. Lineage: Eukaryota; Viridiplantae; Streptophyta; Magnoliopsida; Asterales; Asteraceae. The record is from the annotation of a GenBank genome assembly.
CUUCUUAUGUCCAUUGAAGCAUCAAACAGACAUGCUGCUCAAUACUACUUCUGGUUUCUGAAAGCUCGUGGAAGAACACUGAACACAAUUAACUAUUCUAAAUCCAGCAUUUUGGUGGGAAAAUCGAAGAGCAGUUCAACGAAUUUCCAACACAAUUACAGCAAUUCGACUCAAUUUUAGUCAGUGAUUCAUCAUCCCCAAAUGUUGCUUCAACAGCCCUCACCUUGUCCUAAAACCCUCCCGAACCCCUUUCUCUCUCACCUUCAUCUUCCCCGAAACCUUCUUCCUCGAACCCCUUAUCACUUUCGUCGCAGUUCCUUUCUCCUUCACGCAUCUGCUUCCUCCGCCGACACCAAAAGUCUACCUCAAUCCGCAAUUCGAAGAAUUGCCGAUAAGCUUCGAAGCUUAGGUUACGUCGAAGACGAUAGCAAUAAGCAACAGCCUUCAGCACCAGAAGUAACCCUAGUUACCUCUCCUGGUGAAAUAUUUGUCCCGUUACCUAAUCGUAUACCAAAGUACCGGGUCGGCCACACGCUUGACCCGAGUUGGAGUACGCCUGAGAAUCCAGUUCCGGAGCCUGGGUCUGGAAAUGCGAUAAGAAGGUAUCAUGAGCUUCGGCGGGAGGUUUGGAAGGAGAAGAAAGAGGAAAAGGUGAAGAGGUCGCUAGAGGGAAACGGAGAGAGCGAGAAUGUACCGACAAUGGCGGAGUUGAAGCUGCCACCGGCGGAGUUAAGAAGGUUGAGAGGGUUGGGAAUUGCUGUCAAGCAGAAGCUUAAGAUUGGGAAGGCUGGUAUCACAGAGGGGAUCGUUAAUGGAAUCCAUGAGAGGUGGAGAAGGACUGAACUCGUAAAGAUUGUCUGUGAGGAUUUGUGUAGAUUGAACAUGAGGAGAACGCAUGAUUUACUUGAGAGAAAGACUGGGGGUUUAGUUGUCUGGAGAUCUGGAAGCAUUAUCAUAUUGUACAGAGGAACAGACUACAAGUAUCCUUACUUCUUUGUAAACCCAAAUGAUGCAUCUGUUGAUGAACCAAUGAGUUCAUCUACAAACUCCGAAGAUAAUGGUGUUCAAACAAGAACAACAACUGAGCCAGAGCCACCUUUGAUUCAAGGAGUGGGUUCAAGAACCAGGGUUCGAUUUCAGCUACCUGGUGAGAAACAGCUCAUGGAAGAAUCUGAUCAGCUUUUGCAAGGAUUAGGUCCAAGGUUCACUGAUUGGUAUGGAUAUGAACCUUUACCAGUUGAUGCUGAUCUUCUACCUGCAAUUGUUCCUGGAUACAGGAAACCCUUCAGGCUUCUCCCCUUUGGAGUUCAACCAAAAUUAACAAAUGAUGAGAUGACAAUUCUUAGAAGACUUGGAAGGCCUUUACCAUGUCAUUUUGCUUUAGGUAGAAAUAGGAAACAUCAAGGAUUGGCUUCAGCUAUUCUAAAGCUUUGGGAGAAAUGUGAGAUUGCAAAGAUUGCUGUUAAGAAAGGAGUACAGAAUACUAACAGUGAGCUAAUGGCUAAAGAAUUGCAGUGGUUAACUGGAGGAACCCUACUUACACGUGAUAAGGAGUAUAUUGUUCUUUAUAGAGGUAAAGAUUUCCUCCCAUCUUCAGUUUCUUCAGCAAUCGAACAGAGAAGAAACCAUGGAGUUGAUGAGUUUCAAAGGAACAAAACUCCAAACUCAUCAUCAAAUCCUCCACAAGUCAAUCAAGAUAAUGGAACCCAAAGCUCCUCUGUUUCCAAAAUUGGUGAAAUUAAUGACCAAAAACUAGAAAUUGCCAUUGAACAAAGGAAACAAAGGUCACGUGAAGCAGCUAUUAAGAAGACUAGUUCCAAAUUGUCUCAGGCAUUGGAGAACAAAGAAAAGGCAGAGAAGCUUCUAGAAGAAUUGGAGAAGGAAGAAACAAAACAACAAUUUGAAGUAGAUAAAGAGGGUAUCACUGAAGAGGAAAGAUACAUGUUGAGGAAAGUUGGCAUGAAGAUGAAGCCUUUUCUACUUUUGGGUAGACGUGGGGUUUUUGAUGGAACUGUUGAAAAACAUGCAUCUUCAUUGGAAAUACAGAGAGCUUGUGAAGAUAUUAUCCGGCCACCUUCUUUAAGGCCUCAGACACUUCUUAAUAAAAGAGAAGCAUUAAAACGUUCCAUUGAAGCACAACGUACAGAGUCGUUGAAACUUCAUGUGUUGAAGCUUGGGAAAAAUGUUGAGGAGUUGAAGCUUAAGUUGGCCAAAAAUGAGGAAAUCUAUAUACAGGGUGAAAAAGAUGAAGUAGCUGAGGAACAUGAAAAGGAGAAAAGCUCAUCAACUGAAUGUAUGGAAGAAGCUAAUACAAAUAUUGAAGUUCAUAAUCAUAAUCCAAAUCCUACAAAAUUAAAGGAAAUUGAGGUUGAUUUACAUUUUUCAAACAAAAAUAAUGUCUCACAAAUACAAAUACAAAUACAAUCAUCAUCCCAAGAAAAUCCAGAAACAAAUGAAAGUGAGUUGAGAGAAGCUAAUAACUCCUCAAAGCCAUCACUGUUAACCAAUAAAACUGAGUUCCGAGUUACCGAGUCAAACGGGAGACAACACAGAUCUGUUCUUCUUUCCAAUAAAGAAAGGCUGCUUUUGAGGAAACAAGCACUUAAAACCACAAAACGCCCUGUUCUUGCUGUUGGGAGAAGCAAUAUUGUUAGUGGUGUGGCUAAAACAAUUAAAACUCAUUUCCAAAAACACCCUCUUGCUAUUGUGAAUAUCAAAGGAAGAGCCAAAGGGACUUCAGUGCAACAACUGGUUUCAAAGCUACAGGAGGCAACAGGGGCAAUUUUGGUAUCACAAGAACCGAAUAAGGUCACCGGUGAUGAUCUGGAACUUUUCUCUCUGCUCAAUCUCGAGAUACUAACACCUCCUACGCACCUCCGCCUCCGUGGAGCCGUCAUUGCCAAAGCUGAACCAUCAGACAAGUCUGUUGAAAUCAUGAGGAAGUUUUCAGAGCAAUAUGCUCGUAAAUCUGGCACAUAUUUUUGCAUAGACAAAAGUGUUACUUCUGUAGUUAUCAAGGGAUUAGCAGAUCACAAAGAUUCAUUGGGUGCACCACUUUGCCCUUGCAGGCACUAUGAUGACAAAGCAGCAGAGGCAACACAAGGCUUUUGGAAUUGCCCUUGUGUUCCCAUGAGAGAAAGAAAGGAAUGCCACUGCAUGCUUUUCCUCACUCCUGAAAAUGAUUUUGCUGGCAAUGAGCAGGCGAUUUCUAUGGAAGAAAUUAAAGAAUCAACUGCCAAUAUGUAGUGUAGGUGCCGUUUUUUUUGGUACAAAAACUAUCGAAUUACAUGUAUAAUUUUGCAUGUUCAUAUUCAUAUUGUAAACGACAUCAUUACUAUGGGCGUGUAUCCAAUCAUAUAACAUGUAUUGUGACAACUCACAAACCAAAAUAAAAUAAAUACAAAGAAAGAACAAAUAACUAAAGAUGAUGCCUCGUUUUACUUUGUGACUUAAUGAAAUGUCACACUACUCUUUUUAGAUACAACUUUUUAUCUUAAAAAUUAAGAAUUUGAACAAUUACGAGAUAAAGGUAUCAAAUGUUUUGAAUCCAAAAGAUUAAAAGUCCGUUUCUUAAUUAAAAAAUUAUGAGUCUAC